AUGACUUUAUCGUCACCGAUAUCAAAAUGCAGGCGUAUGCCAUGGCUCUUCGCCAUAUAUAUCGUCGGGAGUCUCAAUUACGCCAUUACAGCUGCCGCUAAACAUGGACGCAGCCGCAUCAACUUGGCACAGGCUCCCGCCCCGACGCCAGCCCCCGACCUGCUCGCCCGAAAAGAUCAAGCAAGCAACAAGGGGCCCUUCACGACAGAGAUGGCCACCUGCGGCUUCUGGGACGGCGGUCUUUUGCUUCCAAACGACUGGCCCGGGCACACUUGUCGCCUAGAGUCAAGUCUCAGCAUGUACCACUGGUGUCCGACUAGCAUCACCAAAGGUCACAAGGAUUACAAAAGCUGCGCACCCAUCGCCAGAUGUCAUGAUUUGUACGACUGCUAUAAGGAUUGUGGGGCAUCCGGGUCUGUGAGGGAAGCAUUAACCGUCACAUGCACGGAAACAAGCCGUGCCUGCUUUGUCGAUUCCUUUACUCUCGGCCCGGGAACGAUAUACUCCGAGAGGGGAUGUGCUUUGAUCAACGGGGAGUUGACAAGGCACAUGUCAACCAACACUCUGGGGAGAUGA
This is a messenger RNA of Pyricularia pennisetigena, 576 nucleotides long. RefSeq lists its product as uncharacterized. The record is from RefSeq and is a predicted model, not a curated record. The coding region runs from base 1 to 576 and encodes 191 amino acids. The transcript has 2 exons. NCBI's taxonomy places the organism in Eukaryota, Fungi, Ascomycota, Sordariomycetes, Magnaporthales, Pyriculariaceae.